Molecule: messenger RNA, 2448 nt
Organism: Linum trigynum
Lineage: Eukaryota; Viridiplantae; Streptophyta; Magnoliopsida; Malpighiales; Linaceae
Source: the annotation of a GenBank genome assembly
AUGGCUGAUAGUUGGGAUGGGAGUUAUGACCAUGGAAGUCAAUCAGAAGAGAGCUACCAUUUUGAAAGACUCCACAUGGAGCCUAUCUAUGAUUCCUUCAUCUGUCCUUUAACCAAGCAAGUCAUGAAAGAUCCUGUCAGCUUGGAAAACGGCCAGACGUUCGACCGGGAGGCGAUCGAGAGAUGGUUCAAGGAAUGUAGGGAUAGUGGGAGGAAGUUAGUGUGUCCAAUGACGCAGAAGGAGCUCAAGAGCAUUGAGCUGAACCCCAGCAUAGCUCUGCGACAUACCAUCGAAGAGUGGACUGCUAGGAAUGAAGCUGUUCAGCUCGAUAUGGCGAGAAGGUCGUUGAAUCUAAGCAGUCCGGAGAGCGAGAUUCUUCAGUCGUUGCAAUAUAUUCAAUACAUCUGUCAGAAGAGUCGGUCAAACAAGCAUGAUGUGAGGAACAACGAGCUGAUACCGAUGAUUGUUCUUAUGUUGAAGAGUAGCAGUAGGAGAGCAAGGUGUAGGGCGUUGGAGACUCUGCGAAUUGUGGUUGAAGAUGAUGCUGAUAAUAAGGCGAUAUUGGGGGAAGGCGACACAGUCCGCACGAUUGUGAAAUUCUUGUCACAUGAGCAAUCUAAAGAGAGGGAGCAAGCUGUCUCGUUGCUAUACGAGCUCUCCAAAUUGGAAGCUUUGUGCGAGAAGAUCGGUUCAGUGAAUGGAGCGAUUCUGAUAUUGGUUGGAAUGACUAGCAGCAAGUCUGAAAAUGUUGCUACUGUUGAGAAGGCUGACAGAACACUGGAGAAUCUGGAGAAGUGUGAGAACAAUGUCCUGCAGAUGGCUGUAAACGGUAGACUGCAGCCUCUUCUGAAUCACAUUCUUGAAGGUCCACUGGAAACCAAGCUCUCAAUGGCAUCUUAUCUCGGCGAGCUAGUUCUCAACAAUGACGUCCAAGUUUUUGUGGCCAGAACUGUUGGCUCAUCUCUAAUCACCAUCAUGAGAAGUGGCAAUCCACAGUCGAGAGAAGCUUCACUGAAAGCUCUGAACCAGAUUUCGUGCUGCGAGAAAAGUGCCAGAAUCCUUAUCGAGGAAGGAAUUCUCCCACCACUCGUCAAGGACCUCUUCACCGUGGGUUCCAAUCAACUCCCCAUGCGUCUCAAAGAAGUCUCCGCCACAAUUCUCGCCAAUGUGGUCAACUCAGGGUAUGAAUUUGAUGUGAUCCAGGUUGGUUCAGAUCAUCAGACACUGGUUUCAGAAGAGAUAGUUCAUAAUUUGCUCCAUUUGAUCAGCAACACGGGACCCGGUAUUGAAUGCAAGCUUCUCCAGGUUCUGGUUGGGCUGACGUGUAGUCAGGCCACUGUUCUGAACGUGGUAGCUGCUAUCAAGAGCUCGGGAGCUAUCAUCAGCUUGGUUCAGUUCAUAGAAGCUCCACAGAAGGAUCUCCGGCUACCUUCCAUCAAACUUCUGCAGAAUUUGUCCCCUCACAUGGGACAAGAGCUGACAGAUGCACUGCGUGGCACGGUGGGCCAGCUUGGGAGCUUAAUCCGAGUGGUGUCGGAAAACUUGGGGAUCACAGAAGAGCAGGCUGCUGCUAUUGGUCUCUUAGCCGAGCUCCCUGAGCGAGAUUUAGGCCUCACUCGACAGAUGCUGGACGACAGAGCGUUCGAGCUGAUCUUCUCCAGAGUGGUCAAGAUCAGACAGGGUGAGAUUCGUGGGACCCGAUUUGUAACCCCAUUUCUCGAGGGACUGGUCAAAGUCCUUGCUCGGGUCACAUUCGUGCUGGGGGAAGAGCACGAUGCUGUGUCGUUUUGUCGCGAGCACGAGCUGACUCGCUUGUUCAUCGAGCUGCUUCAGUCCAAUGGUCUUGACAAUGUUCAAAUGAGCUCGGCCGUGGCAUUAGAGAAUUUGUCCCAGGAGUCCAAGAACCUGACCAAACUGCCUGAUCUGCCCACCCCAAGCUUCUGUUCGUCGGUCUUCCCAUGUUUCAGCAGACCACCCGUGAUCACCGGGCUGUGUAGGCUCCACCGGGGGACAUGUUCCUUGAAGGAGACGUUUUGUCUGUUGGAAGGUCAGGGCGUCGAGAAACUGGUGGCCCUGUUGGAUCAUAACAACGAGAGAGUCGUCGAGGCAGCUCUUGCUGCUGUUUGCACGCUUCUGGAGGACGGUGUGGACAUUGAGCAAGGGAUGAAAGUGUUGUGUGAGGCGGAAGGGAUUCGACCGAUCAUCGAUGUGUUGGUCGAGAAGAGGACGGAGAAUCUGAGGAGGAGAGCUGUGUGGGCAAUGGAGCGGUUAUUGAGGUCCGAGGAGAUCGCGUACGAGAUUUCUGGGGAUAACAAUGUCGGGACUGCCCUCGUUGAUGCAUUUCAGCAUGCUGAUUACAGGACGAGGCAGAUUGCUGAGCGUGCGCUGAGACAUGUAGAUAAGAUACCCAACUUUUCUGGGGUGUUUCCCAACUUGGGUGGCGGUUGA